Ilex paraguariensis (yerba mate) is the source of this 285-nucleotide messenger RNA. The record is from the annotation of a GenBank genome assembly. NCBI's taxonomy places the organism in Eukaryota, Viridiplantae, Streptophyta, Magnoliopsida, Aquifoliales, Aquifoliaceae.
AUGAUUGAGGAUCUAUGUUCGCAGGUGAUAAGAGCAUAUGCUUUUAAUAAACCUUGGGUUAUAGGUUUCCUAAUGGACAUAUUUGGAGCGUUACUAAUGCUGCGAGCAUUAUCUCAAGCCCCUGUAUCGGUCAUUCAACCUGUUUCUGGUUGUGGACUUGCUAUCCUUUCUAUCUUUUCCCAUUUUUAUCUAAAGGAGAUCAUGAAUGCUAUUGACUGGAUGGGGAUUGCUUUGGCUGGCAUUGGUACCAUAGGUAAUGUAAGUUCUUUUCAGUUCUCCUUCUAA